UAAAAAGAAGCACAAAGUGUCUGAAAAGUAAGCAAAAGUAGCUAUUGUUGAAAAUGUUGUUAGUUACUAUUUUGCUCCUUUCUGUUUUUAUGCUGAAUGAAGCUGAAGGUUUGAAUCUUGAGAUCCAGAUCCCUUCAGACGAUGCUGUAUUUUGUGCUAAACUGCAGUGUUCGGAGAAAAUCACAGAAAACACAGAUGUGUCAUCUUUUGUCAACAUCUCGGUUUACAAAGUCGAUGAUCGAGAGGGAACAGUUCUGCUUGCAUCCGUUCCGGAUAUGAGUCACACGUUAUCGAACGUGAAGGUGUCUCGAAUUUUAACUUCAACGGAUGGAGAGCUGAUUUUAUUCUUCAAUGAAGAGCAGGAAUGUCAGACGAAAGUGUUUGUCUGUGAGAUGUACUACACUAACAAUGAAGGCGAGGUAGAAAUGAAACAAAAAGUUGAAAAUAAUCCUAGAAAGAUCACUAGCAAAGAAUCAACAGCUGCUGUGCUGAGAAGAGAAACCGACCCAUUUUCCGAACUAAAUUUGGUAUUAAGAGUUGGAAGUAAGCCUCCUACGUCUGAAGUAAAACUUCAACUUGGUUUAACCAGAUCUAACCUAAAUUAUUCAGCUGAUAUGAAAAUACAAUUUCAAGGUUCAGAUAAUCUUGCCGUGCCAGACGAAGUAAAUAAACCCUUGAUCAAUCUUCAAAACUCGUUCAACGAAAUUAUGAAAAAAUACCAGGUUCUUGAAGACAAAUUGAAUAAAUAUAUAGGUGAUUUAAGUGAAAAGAAAACUAUAAAGAUGGCGUUGGUUGAUGCUUAUUUCGACGUUUUAGACAGUGAAGCAAUAAUAAAGAUUCAGUGCUCAAAGGACGAUGACCCAAGUUUACCUGAACGUUUGGAGUUUACCUUAACAAAACACAAGCAGGCUUUGUGCGACACGAAGACAGAAGGAGGGGGAUGGAUUUUAAUUCAGAGACGUAUAAGAGGUACAGAAAAUUUUCAACGUACAUGGAAUGAAUACAAAAAUGGAUUUGGUGAAUUGUCUGAAGAUUUUUGGUUAGGAAAUGAUUGGCUUUCAAAGUUAACACUGAUGGGCUAUAAUGUUUUAAGGUUCGACAUGACAUAUCAAGGAAUCAGCUACUUUGCUGAAUACAGGAAUCUCAAAGUUGAAAAUGAAGAAAAUUUUUACCGGAUAAGUUUCUCCACAUACAGGGGCAAUGCGAGCGAUCAAUUCCAUCACCAUAACGAUAUGAAGUUUACAACAAAAGAUAAAGAUAACGAUGAAGAAAGUAAACACAAUUGUUCAGAUGAGCGUAAAGGUGGUUGGUGGUAUAAAGCCUGUCAAUGGGUCAACGUGAAUGCACUGUGGAGAAGUGAAGGUGAAUUUACAGGCGUCUAUUGGGAGACAGUUACCCCAAACGAAGGUUCUUUAGAUACUAUCGAGAUCAAAAUUCGUGCAGAAUGA
Physella acuta is the source of this 1448-nucleotide messenger RNA. RefSeq names its product angiopoietin-related protein 7-like. Lineage: Eukaryota; Metazoa; Mollusca; Gastropoda; Physidae. The record is from RefSeq and is a predicted model, not a curated record.